AUGAGUUAUUUAAUUCAAUUAAUUAAUCUCGGCGGAUACGGCGGUUGGGGCUUCGCCUCUCCCUGUGGCUCGUUCGCCGGUGGCUGUGGUGAGCCAGGCUGGGGCGGAGCUUGCGGUCCCUGUGGUCCCUGUGGUCCCAGUGGUCCUUGUGGUCCCUGUGGUCCCGCCGGCUAUGGUUACGGCUAUGGACUAAAUGUGGGCUGUGGACCUAGGCUCUAUAACUGCGGUCGCCCGACUUGGUAA
This is a messenger RNA of Protopolystoma xenopodis, 243 nucleotides long. The record is from the annotation of a GenBank genome assembly. NCBI's taxonomy places the organism in Eukaryota, Metazoa, Platyhelminthes, Monogenea, Polystomatidea, Polystomatidae.